AUGCAUAUUGUAUAUGCAUAUGUCCAGCCUCCGAGCCCCGAACGCAGCCACGAACAGCAGCUUCUGCUCGCCCCGAACACAUCUCCCAGCCCCGAACGCAGCUUCUGCUCGCCGGACUCCACCCCGCCGGACUCCGCACCGCCCCACCGCGUCGGACUCCGCCCCGCCCUGCCGCGCCGGACCCCCGCCCCACCCCGCCGCGAGCGCGACUUGCGCCGUCCGAUUCCGGCCGCCCCGGCCCCGACCGCGGCUCGCCGGAGCCCGGCCGCCCCGCCCCGACCACGGCUCGCGUCGCCGGAUUCCGGCCGCCCCGUCCCUGACCACGGCUCGCCGAAGCCCGUCCGCCCUGCCACGCCCCGACAGCGGCUCGUGCCGCUAGAUCCCGGCCACCCCGGCCCUGACCGCCGCUCGCCGGAGCCCGGCCGCCCUGCCCUGACCACUGAAGCCCCGCCCAGCUGCAGCAGCUCCGCCAACGACUUCGCCGAUGUCACCAGCAGGUACGCCAACGCUUUCAGUGUCAUUGGAAACGGAAUACAAUUCCAGGAACAAUACGCAAAAGAAGAGCUCGGCGCGGGAACGUCGGUGCCGGAGAAGAGCUUGGCCGGAGACGAAGAGCUCGGCGUGGAGACGUCGGUGCCGGAGAAGAAGAUCGAGCUCGAUCUGCCGGAGAACAAGAGCUCGGCGCGGCGGCGCUCCGUACGGUCCUCGGCUCGGGCCGGGGACGACAGGUGGGGGCGGCGGUGGCGGCGCUCCCUGGGGACGAGGGCGCGACAGUGGGGACGACGAGGGCGCGACGGUGGGGACGAGGGCGCGACGGUGGUGAGCGGCGCGCGGUGGCGGAGGAAAAUUAGGGCAACGUGA
This is a messenger RNA of Sorghum bicolor (sorghum), 861 nucleotides long. Its product is annotated as vegetative cell wall protein gp1-like. The transcript is spliced from 2 exons. The record is from RefSeq and is a predicted model, not a curated record. The coding region runs from base 1 to 861 and encodes 286 amino acids. Lineage: Eukaryota; Viridiplantae; Streptophyta; Magnoliopsida; Poales; Poaceae.